UGCGCCUCCUUGUAUCGUAACAAUAAAAUGGAGGUCAGACGGAGAGGUAAAUACGGUGUGUCAAGACGUUGUUUCUGGACAGUGCUGCCUAAAAGAUGACUAGCUUUAGGAAGACAUAGAUUUAUGAUUAAGUUGAAGGCAUAUUCCCAUAAUAUGACAUUUAGAUCAUGGCAAUACCUCCAAGAUGGCUAAAUUGUCCAAGGAAAAGUAGUGUUAUCGCUGACAAGUUCAUUGCAUUCAAGACAUUCCUGGAUGACAGAUAUAAUUCCAAAAUACCUGAUGAGAACAUAUUUCAAUUUUCGAUGCUAAAUGCUUACCUAAAGGCCAGCAAGUAUGAACUUGGUUUGAUUAUUGACCUAACAAAUACAGACAGAUUUUAUGACAGAAAGACAAUUGAAAAUGAAGGAAUAAAAUAUUGUAAAAUUCAAUGUAGAGGUCAUGGUGGAGCACCAACAUCCACACAAACUAAUGCCUUUCUAAAGAUCUGCUCAAACUUUUUUGAUAAUAAUCCUGGGAAACUUAUUGGUGUUCAUUGUACUCAUGGCUUCAACCGAACUGGCUUUCUUAUCAGUGCUUAUUUUGUUGAAAGUGAAGAUUGGAGCGUUGAUGCAGCGGUAGAGGUGUUUUCAAAGUGUCGUCCCCCCGGAAUUUACAAGCAAGGUUACUUAAAAGAAUUAUGGGAUCGUUUUGGUAGCGGUGCUGAUGAUUCCCCGAAUGCCCCCGCUCUGCCAGACUGGUGUUACGAGGAUGAAGGUGGAAGUGAUGAUGAUGAUGAUGUUGGUUUUCGUGGUGAUAAGCGAACUAAUCAUGAUCUUGAUGAUGCAAGAUUUAUGGAUGGAGAGGGAAGAUUUCCCAAGAGGAGACGAAAGGAGCAUCACGUCAAGGACGCAAAAUUUGUGGAAGGAGUUCAAGGUGUAUCAGCCGUUCAUUCACCUCGUUGUGAAGAGCUGCAAGAUAUUUGUCAGGAAAUGUGCAACUGGAACAGAGACAAUUUUCCUGGAUGUCAGCCUGUUUCUUUAGACAGAAACAACCUUCGCUACCUCACUGAGAAACCAUACAAAGUCAGCUGGAAGGCAGAUGGUACAAGGUAUAUGAUGAUGAUUAAUGGUCCCAGGGAAACCUACUUGUUUGAUAGAGAUAACAGUGUCUUCUGUGCGCCUGGUUUGACGUUUCCUCAAAGAAAAAAUCUCAAUGAUCACAUAACAGAUACGCUGCUGGAUGGGGAACUUGUCAUGGACAAGGAGGGGGAUCAGUUCCAUCCAAGAUUUCUCAUUUAUGACAUCAUCAAGUUCCAGGGCCAAGAUGUUGGACAAACUGAUCUUGAUCGCAGAUUCCUAUGCAUCGACAAAGAGAUAAUAGGUCCACGAAAUCAGCUGACACAAGAGGGAAGAUUAGACAAGCUGAGGGAGCCUUUUAGUAUUCGCAAGAAAGAUUUUUACAACCUUGAACAUGCUCAAUGGGUUCUUGAAAAACUUAUUCCGAAAAUUACACAUGAAACUGAUGGCCUAGUUUUACAGCCAUGGAAAGAUCCGUACGUGUUUGGACAAUGUCCAUUUGUCCUGAAGUGGAAGCCUUCAGAGAUGAAUUCUGUCGAUUUCCAACUGCAGAUCAAGACUGUCAAACAAGAAGGAUGCCUUCCAGAGAGAAUCGGCGCGCUGUGUGUUCAAAGUCUUGAAGUUCCAUUUGCAACUAUAAAGGUAACACCAGAGUUGAGGCAUUUUGAUAAAAGGAUCAUUGAGUGUUGUUGGACUGGAAAGGAAUGGAAAUUCAUGCGGCUAAGGGAGGACAAGAGUUUUCCAAACACAUACAACACAGCUCUAAGUGUUUGCGAGUCAAUAAAGCAUCCUGUGACAAAAGAAAUGUUGCUAGACGUUAUUGCGAAGCAUCGUUAUCGACACGAGCAUCAUCACAACCAAGGCGGUCAUAAUGGCUGAAACCAUCUAUUUUAUAUGCAUCACAUUGAUACUGGUAUUAUCAGACAGAUAUACUGCGAGAAAGUGGCAAGACAGGUAGCAUCGUUGUUGCAACAACUUUAGUACCCUUAACACUGCGUGGAGUUACAGGAAGCAGACGCCCUGCUUUGCAGGAUUUCAGAUACUGCAAAAUAGCCAAAUUGCCAGUAGGUUUUGUAACGUGUAGAGAAGAGACGUUUGCAAUGGCAAACAACAUAAUUUUUAAUGCAGUGUCCAAGAAUGUAAACCUCAAGAGCCUUAACAGUUUCUUAGAAGAGUGACAAUGGCCAUGGCUGAUUUAUUUAGUUAUGAUGAGUUUUAUUUGGUUAUGAUGACUCGUGCUUGUAGAUUUUGUGUCGUGUCGAAAAUAGACAGGGACAGGAGCAAUGUGACCCUUCUUCUUACCAAAGGCGAGGUAUUCUGGCGUAAAUGUCUUUACGGGCUGUAUUCAUUGUUCAAAUACUUUGCUAGGAUUAUACCGCUAUUAGAAUCUCUAAACAUAUAAGCAACGUUUUCAAAAGUCACCUUUACAAUUAUUCAACACUAACGGAUAGUACAAGUAUUAAAACUGAUGUAUUAGGCUAUACAAUCCAAUUGCAAUGUUUCGUGAGGCACAUCCCUGUAUAUUUUCGUCAUUGGAAUGAGAUAUCACAUUGGUAUAGCAAUUUUGGUGUUUUUGCUGCACAACUAUUGACUUUAAAUCCAAACCAUGUGAAAGUUACUUUGAAAAUGGCCUAAGCGAUAAAGAAUGGCCUGGUGAAAAGUUGUACUCGAAGCUUUUACUUUUUACAUUAUGUACAAAGUGGUUUUUGCAUGUCAUUUAUUUGAAAUACAACACCUGAAAUUACAUUGUUCAUUUACACAACUAUAGAGCAGGUUUUUACCUUCUUGAUUCCAGCACAAAUAAAUCAGAAAUUCGGGCUCACACAGAACAGUUUCAUAACAAAAAAAUCUUUUCGCCUGAUUUUUCUCGAAUUAUAAAUGCCAGAAUGAUGACUGGAAGUUAAGUAAGUAAAUUUUUAUCAAUUUUUAUCAACUUGAUUAUUGGCCAAAAGAAACCCCUAACUCAAGACACUAAGAGUAGUAGUGGUACUUCAGUGUCUUGAGCACAUUGUGCUGUAAGUGUAUGUGAAAGAUCGUAUCAUUUUGUUAUCGAAGAAAAAGUAACGAAAUCCUUGAAUCUUUCGUAAAAUUUUCUUAUGCAAACCUUCCAAUAAGUAUUUAAUUUUCCGUUGUAAAUAUAUACCAUGACUGUGGUCAGUGUGCUCUUUGUCUGGUUAGGACUUUCUCGUUGUAGCUGAUUUUUGUGCGUUGUAUGUUUGCUUCUAAACAACUUUAACGUGACGUAAUACAUCCUUGUUCCUGCGUCUAACUUGUUUUCUUCACUUUUCUUAUAUAGAUUUUACCAUAUAAAAAAGAAUACAUUGUAUUAUUCC
This is a messenger RNA of Rhopilema esculentum, 3388 nucleotides long. RefSeq names its product mRNA-capping enzyme. Gene Ontology annotation, molecular function: mRNA guanylyltransferase activity; mRNA 5'-triphosphate monophosphatase activity; ATP binding. NCBI's taxonomy places the organism in Eukaryota, Metazoa, Cnidaria, Scyphozoa, Rhizostomeae, Rhizostomatidae. Gene Ontology annotation, biological process: 7-methylguanosine mRNA capping; protein dephosphorylation. The record is from RefSeq and is a predicted model, not a curated record.